Molecule: messenger RNA, 207 nt
Organism: Danaus chrysippus (African queen)
Lineage: Eukaryota; Metazoa; Arthropoda; Insecta; Lepidoptera; Nymphalidae
Source: the annotation of a GenBank genome assembly
AUGGAUCAAAUCGCUAAAUUUGUCGAACCUGGCAAGCAGUUCGCUAAAGACUCAAUCAGAUUAGUGAGAAGAUGCACGAAGCCUGACAGAAAAGAGUUCCAGAAGAUAGCGAUUGCCACAGCAAUAGGUUUCUGCAUCAUGGGUUUCAUUGGUUUCUUUGUCAAGCUGAUCCACAUCCCAAUCAACAACAUCAUCGUCGGCUCGUGA